Molecule: messenger RNA, 5813 nt
Organism: Ceratina calcarata
Lineage: Eukaryota; Metazoa; Arthropoda; Insecta; Hymenoptera; Apidae
Product: receptor-type guanylate cyclase Gyc76C
Exons: 20
Coding region: 682-5106 (1474 amino acids)
Biological process (GO): protein phosphorylation; receptor guanylyl cyclase signaling pathway; intracellular signal transduction
Cellular component (GO): plasma membrane
Molecular function (GO): protein kinase activity; peptide receptor activity; guanylate cyclase activity
Source: RefSeq, a predicted model, not a curated record
AGUAUAUUGCGGCCUCUGCUUGCGUACGGUCGUUUGUUAAGGGCAUGACAAUUGGUUUGUCUCGGUGCCGCGUUUCGUAAAACGAGUCCGCGAUUCCGUCGCCGCGUACUGCCAAUGCAAAACGAGCGUGUGGUGUACCGUCGUGCACGUCUAUCACUCGCGAGCACGCUUCGGCUUGGCACUUACCGUUUAUAAAAACGGGGAAAGGACGAAGGCGAAAGAAACUGAUCGGAUGAGUGCGACUUCUUCGCGCCAGUAAAGGCGUCCUUCCGCGUUCCCGCUAACGUACGUGCACGAGAUCCAGCGGUCGCGUGAGAGUGGAGUGAUUCUUUUUUUUUUCUACUUCCAACGGGCAGUGCCGCGAAAAGGGAAGCAGACGGAGGACGGGAAACUGCAGUUUAAAAGUGAAGUUCUCGAUGACUUUUCGCGAUCGGUCACCGAGAGACCCGCAGGGAUGACGAGAUAGCCCCCCAUCCGACGUAUUGGAUUACCAUGCUGGACACGGCCACGAGUCGCAGGUGGCUGUUAGAAGUUCAGGCUGAAACCGCGAAGAGUACCGAUUGGCAUCAGCAUGCUCGUGAUAUAGCGUCCAAGCACCGACGAUCUUCCCCCUGAAGUUACUCUGCCAUGUUGCUUAGGUGAGCGGGAGGGAGGCGGUGCUGACCGGUGGCGGCGGCGGCCAUGCGCCCCGGCCCGCCAGUACAGCCGAGCCGCCGCAGGCCUCCCCGUCGCCAGGAAGAAGUCCCUCAGGAACGUAAUCGACGGCACCGGCGUGAUCGCUACCACCACCAGCAACCGCCACCGCGGUCACGCUCGUUAGGGAGCAGCUCGCGGGCCCUGCUGGUGUUGCUGCUGCUGGCCAGCAGCCCUCUGAUUCUGGGCCUGGCCGAGCCGCCAGGUGUACACGGGGCCGAGAGGCAACAGGCGCUCUCAAGAUCUCACCAGAAAACCGAUCAGCCGAGGAAACAGCAAAAUCUCACCAUCGGAUACCUCACUGCGAUCAAAGGCGGGCUGAAAGACCGCCAGGGCCUUGCCAUCUCCGGGGCGUUCUCCAUGGCCCUUGACGAGAUCAACAAGAAUCCAGAUAUACUACCGAACGUAAGACUGGUGAUGCGAUGGAGCGACACGAGGGGAGAAACCGUGGAAGCCACCAAGGCAAUGAUCGAUAUGAUCUGCGACGGGGUUGCAGCCUUCUUUGGACCAGAGGGCUCGUGUUACGUUGAAGCCAUAGUCGCUCAGUCCCGCAACAUACCCAUGAUUAGUUAUAAAUGCUCGGACUACAAGGCGUCGAAGGUGAACACGUUCGCGAGGACCGAGCCGCCGGACACGCAGGUGACAAAGUCGGUGAUCGCGUUGCUGCUUCAUUAUGGCUGGAAUAAAUUCAGUAUCAUCACGGAGAACGCGUGGUCGACGGUGGCCAGGUCGCUCGAGGAGCAGGCCAAAAAGAACAAUCUGACCGUGAACCACUACAAGACCGUCGAGGAUCGUCACACGUGCUGCGAGGAGAAGAUGGCCUGCUGUCAACCGAACCCAUGGUUCCAACUUAUACAGGACACCAAAAAUAUGACUAGAAUUUACAUAUUCGUGGGGACGGCGAUGUCGCUGAUCGACAUGAUGAACCAGAUGCAGAACCAAAGGCUGCUGGACAACGGAGAGUACAUGGUGAUCCACGUGGACAUGAUGAUGUAUUCGCCGCGCGAGGCGCAAAAGUACUUAUGGAAACCGGAACACUUCGACGACCUGCAGAACUGUCUCGAGCCGAAGGACUUCCUGAAGAAGGCGCGAUCUCUGAUGGUAGUGGUGUCGACGCCACCCACGCAGAAUUACGAGGAGUUUACUAAGAAAGUCAGGGAUUACAGCAGCAAGGAACCGUUCAACUUUGUCAUCCCCGAAUUGCUCAGGAAAUACGAGAAGUAUGUGUCGAUCCACGCCGCGUAUCUUUACGAUUCCGUGAAACUGUACGCGAUAGCCCUGGACCAACUUAUUAGGGAUCAACCGGAACACACGCUCGAGGAAAUCGCCAGUAACGGUACUCAAAUCAUCGAGACGAUUAUCAGAAAUCACACGUAUCAGAGUGUUAGCGGCGCGACGAUAAAGUUCGACAAGUACGGCGAUUCCGAGGGUAACUUCUCUGUGCUGGCCCUGAAGAAGGAUCCGUUCCGUUUCAACAACUUCUCCUGCGACUAUCAGAUGAAGCCUGUGGGCCAAUUUCAACCGGGUGAAACUCUAUUAAACAGGGACCGCGUAGACCUCGUGCAAGCCAAAUACAUAGUAUCAACGGACGGAUCUCGAUCGCAGGUGUACAGGCCGUCGGAGGCGAUGGACUGGCCGGGUAAGAAUAAACCGGAAGCGGAACCGGGAUGCGGUUUCCACAACGAGCACUGUCCCAAAGACGACACGCAUCUACGUAGCAUCGUGGCGGCCGGUGUCCUGGCCGUUCUGUUGUUCUGCGCGGCGGUCAUCACCAUGAGUAUAUACCGGCGGUGGAAGAUAGAGCAGGAGAUUGAGGGGCUGCUGUGGAAAAUCGAUCCGAGUGAGAUUCACGGUUAUCCUCAUCUUGACAACUUGAUGUCCUCCCCUAGUAAGUUAAGUUUAGUUAGCGCAAUGUCCUACGAGUCAAGAUGCGGGAACCAGGUGUUCGCGCAAACCGGGCAUUACCACGGCGUGGUGGUGAGGAUUAAAGAGCUGAAGUUCUCGAAGAAGAAGGACAUAUCGAGGGACGUGAUGAAGGAGAUGCGUAUCCUUCGCGAGAUCAGGCACGGCAACCUGAACUCUUUCAUCGGUGCGUGCGUCGAGCCAAUGAGGAUAUUGUUAAUUACGGACUAUUGCGCCAAAGGAAGUCUUUAUGAUAUCAUCGAGAACGAAGAUAUCAAGUUAGAUGAUAUGUUCAUCGCGUCAUUAGUUCACGAUCUCAUUAAGGGUAUGCUGUACAUUCAUGAGUCAUCUGUGCUAGUCUGUCAUGGUAAUCUGAAGUCUUCCAAUUGCGUGGUGACCUCGCGAUGGGUGCUUCAAGUCUCUGAUUUCGGUCUGCACGAUAUGCGCCACUGUGCCGAGUCCGACAGCAUUGGUGAACAUCAGUAUUAUCGAAACUUAUUCUGGAAGGCACCUGAGCUAUUGAGGAAUCCCAAUGCUCCAAUCAGAGGGACUCAGGAGGGCGACAUUUAUUCGUUCGCGAUUAUACUGUUCGAGAUGAUCGGACGCAAGGGGCCGUACGGCGGUGUGAAUCUAGAACCCAAAGAAAUCAUAGACCGAGUGAAAAGGUUCCCAGAAGAUGGUGAACCGCCGUUUAGACCUAACAUAGACAUACUGUCCGAGUCCGAAGCGGACUGCGCUGAGUAUAUAGUUAGUACGAUUACCGAUUGUUGGGCGGAAAGUCCCGAGGACAGGCCCGACUUUAAAAUGAUACGGACCCGACUAAAGAAAAUGAAAGCGGGACGGCAUCGGAAUAUUAUGGACCAGAUGAUGGACAUGAUGGAGAAAUAUGCGAACAACCUCGAAGAUCUAGUCAGUGAACGCACACGCCUUCUUUUCGAGGAGAAGCAGAAAACCGAAGAUCUGCUUCAUAGAAUGUUGCCCGAACCCGUAGCUAAUUGUUUGACGAAUGGAAUCGGUGUAGAACCGGAGGCAUUUGAUUUGGUCACUAUAUACUUCAGCGAUAUCGUCGGCUUCACUGCGAUGUCAGCAGAAAGUACACCUUUCCAGGUCGUGAACUUUCUGAAUGACUUGUACACUUUGUUCGAUCGGAUAAUCAAAGGAUACGAUGUAUAUAAAGUAGAAACGAUCGGCGACGCCUACAUGGUGGUUUCUGGUUUGCCAAUAAAAAAUGGAAACAGACACGCCGGAGAAAUAGCGUCGAUGUCGCUGGAACUACUUAACGCCGUGAAACAGCAUGCCAUAGCUCACAGGCCUCAAGACACUCUUAAAUUGCGCAUUGGAAUUCAUACAGGCCCUGUAGUAGCAGGUGUCGUUGGUCUAACAAUGCCUAGGUAUUGUUUAUUCGGGGACACCGUAAACACGGCUUCGCGAAUGGAAUCGAACGGAGAACCAUUGCGCAUUCACAUAAGCGAGCAGUGCAAGAAUGCCUUGGACAAGAUCGGUGGUUACAUUAUCGAGGAACGCGGUUUAGUUCACAUGAAAGGGAAAGGAGAAGUGAAAACUUACUGGCUUACGGGAGCUACCGAGAAAGCCAUUCAGAAACGAGAGGUUGACGUCGGCGAUCUUGCACCGCUGUUUUGCAGACCAAGGAGGAGCCCAAAAUUGAACUCGGAUUCUCGACAGGCUUCAUUGUUGGGCGGUUUAGGAGCGGGCAGUCGCAGACAAUCGUGCGUUCCGAGGCCGACGCCGGACGACUCUUCAUCCCAAUGCGGAGGAUCCAGUCCUGUGCCUAAAUUUAAUUCCCGAAGAUUGGACCGAUCUCCUUUAUACUUAACCGACAGUAUAUCAAAGACGACGCUGGAUAACGCCGCGCUGCAGGAGGAGGUCGAAAAUCGAGCGGCGAACAUUAAAAUGGCACUCGACGAUUUGUUCAUCGACACAAGGCCGAAAUUUAGAAAAAAUGCGAGAGUUUUGUCGACGAUCGCGUCGUCGUCUUCCACCAGCGAUUAUCCGUUCCAAGCAAUAUUAAGGGAGUCCCGGUCAUUAGACCCAUUCCCGUUGGAACUUUACAGCAAGAGGUUCGAGUCGCCAAUUUCCUCCUGGAAGGAGCCGAAGAAGAGCUCCCGGUCGUUAGAAAACUGUGACAAGUGCACGCGGACUAACUCGAAGACGAAUAUUUCCGAUAAUGUGUUAAAUAAUAAUUAUCCGAACGGCAAUGUGAUAAUAGUGCCUCACACGGUGGAAGAGUCGCCGAACGAAGCAGAGACACCGUUGUUAGGAGACGAGACUGGGUAUUUGGGAGAAGUAGUGCCUGUUAAACGUUGGCGCUCGCUGGAUCAAGUUCCUAGCACGGACAGUGUGCCGGACAAGAAGUCUUCCGCGAGAAACUCGAUUAGAAGUUGGCUGAUGAAUCUGUUCAGUGGCAAUGGAUUACGCAACAGCGACGUUUCUUUAAGGAGGGGUGUGAUAGCUGGCUACGACAUACAGUCGGAACGCGAGAGUAUAGUUUGAUCCAAAAGUUGCGCUCCUUCUUUAAGGAGAGACGAAGGAGAUUUUUUUACAAAACGUACGAGUACACAAAGACGUUUACAUUACGAAGUCAUAAGCAUGAUGUAUUGUUGCCAUUUUUUUUUAACGUAUACUAGAUAGGCAGAAUUUGUGGGUAUGAAAGUUACCGGACCGUGUAUAUUUUUAAUACCUAAAUAUUUUACGACUUGUAUUAAAGUACGCUUUAUACUGGCGGCGAAACAUAAUUUUCUUUUUUUACGUAGGCGCGAGAUCUAUCUGUUAAAAUUUUUUUAAUCCGAGAAUAUAAUGAAGCUAGAACGAUUUUUAUAAAAAUGAUUCUAACCAAAGUAUACAGAAGUACAGAGAUCAUGUAAAAAAGAUGUCUAUGUCGAGGAUAGUGCAAACGAUUCCCGUCGCGCAACGCGACUAAGGGAAGAAGAAUAGAUAGUUAAGUAUGCGCACGUGCUUCGGGCAUAUGUAUGUAUGUAUAUACAUGUAUGUAUGUAUAAUUUCGAUACUUGUUCACUGGAGGAAAGCAAAUAAUCCGUAUGGCUGUGAAAAGUGAACUAGAUUGUACCUAAGGUGCUUAGUAAUAUAUCAUCUUGUCAAAUGUAUAUAGGUGAAUAAUAAUAUAUAGAUGUAAAGAUAAAAUGUAAAUUAAAAGAAAUAUUAUCUUCUGUAAGAGCUGAUUAAAGGUUCGUCUUUUCAAA